This is a messenger RNA of Octodon degus (degu), 1320 nucleotides long. RefSeq names its product paraneoplastic antigen-like protein 5. Bases 1 to 1320 code for a protein of 439 amino acids. NCBI's taxonomy places the organism in Eukaryota, Metazoa, Chordata, Mammalia, Rodentia, Octodontidae. The transcript has a single exon. The record is from RefSeq and is a predicted model, not a curated record.
AUGGCUGUGCAGCUGUUACAGGACUGGUGCAAGGGGAUGGAUAUGGACCCCAAGAAGGCCCUGCUGAUCGUGGGCAUCCCUGUGCAGUGCAGCGAGGCUGAAAUCAAGGAGACUUUGAGAGCGGGCCUGCACCUGCUGAGCACGUACAGGUUGGUCGGCAGAAUUUUCAGGAGGGAGGACAAUGCGAAGGCCAUCUUGAUUCAGCUGGCUGACCCUGUUCACUAUCCCGUGAUACCCAGUUGCGUAGCAGGCACGGGGGGAGCCUGGGAGGUGGUGGCCCAACCCCGGAGCUCAGAUGAAGAGUUUCUCAGUAGGCUGAAGUACUUCCUGAAGGAUGAGGGCCGGAGAAUGGAAGACGUGGCUCGCAGCCUGGGCUUUAGUGCCCUCUCUGGGGAGGACGUGGGCGCAGGGCCUGUGGGAGAGAAGCCCCGGAGAGAAGCCGGGUGGUACCGGAAACCGAAAGUGUUUUCCGGAAGUCCUAGCCCGGGCCCAGGCGAAGAGGCCUUCGAGGCCUGGCUGGAGCAGGCCACUGAGCUGCUGCAGCUGUGGCAGGUGUCAGAGGCAGAGAAGCUCAGGCGCCUGCUGGAGAGCCUGCGGGGCCCGGCGCUGUCCGCCGUGCGUGUGCUCCGGGCCCAGAACCACUCCAUCUCGGUGGGGCAGUGCCUGGACGCCCUGAGGGAGAUCUACGGCAGCAGGGAGCACCCUGAAACCGAGAAGUCCAUGUUUCUCCAGACGUGUCAGACGUCUGAAGAAACGGUGUGCGCUUUCUUGCUGCGCAUAGAGCCCCUGCUGCAGAAAGUGGCGCGGCACAGCCCAUUUUUAGGCCAGAGCACGGACUCGGUUCGCCUCAAACAUGUGCUGACUCGGGCCUCGAUGCCCGCUGCCUUCCGGAGCAAGCUAGAACUGUUAGAUCAGCAGGGGAGCCCGCCCACUUUCCUGGAGUUGGUGAAGCUCGUUCGAGAGCAGGAGGCCUGGGAGAACACUGAGGCCAGGAAGAGGGAGAAGCAGAAGCAAGAGGAGAGGAGCCUCAGGGCUUCGGGCAGACAGGAGGAAGCUCAGGCCGGUGGCCCCGUGGCUCAGGGCCCGGCGCUGGAGGAGCCCGUUGCCACUGCAAGAAGUGACCUCGCUGAGAGCCGUGCCCAGAUCAUGCGGAGAGGGAUCCGAUCAACCAGGAAGCGCCCACGGCUGCUGAGCACCCAGGACAAGGGGGAAGACAGCCACUCCAGGUGCGCGGGGCUGUGGCUUGAAGGCAGGGCCGGCAUAGGAGAGGAAUCGGGAAACGGGAGAAGGGCUGGGGCCUCGAGCCUGCCCAAGCCCUAG